This is a messenger RNA of Anthonomus grandis grandis, 1359 nucleotides long. RefSeq lists its product as uncharacterized. NCBI's taxonomy places the organism in Eukaryota, Metazoa, Arthropoda, Insecta, Coleoptera, Curculionidae. The transcript has 3 exons. The coding region runs from base 1 to 1359 and encodes 452 amino acids. The record is from RefSeq and is a predicted model, not a curated record.
AUGGCCCAUAAAAUUCGGGAAAUGGUUCAGGGAGACGGGAUUGCACCAGGUUUUAACGAUGCCAGGUGGGGCCUGUACCCACCUGUUACACCAGGUCUCCGGCUGUCCGUGGUCACGUCUCGCGAGCCGGAGAAAGGGGGGUCUUUGCCGCCCGGACCAAGAGGAGACAACCUCAUCAAAAACCUAAAUCCAAGAUGGGGAGCCAGGUCGAAGGAUGCGUGGCUAGAUAGAGGACUAGCCGCAACUGAACUGGGAAAGCCUGGGGGAAGGGACGAUCCACUAAGGCGUGGACUUAGUGGUGCAGGCGUCAGGAAAUACCUACGCUUUCUUCACGAGGGCAUAUCACCCGAAGAAGCGAGGAAAAAAGUCCUAGACGACAAGGAAAAAAGAAAGGAAGAACAACCUCCUCAAACUUCCAAGGCAUCGCCUAAGAAAAACCCCCAAGGUAAGAGGGGAAGUGACUUCAUCUCACCCCAACAAAAAAAGGGGGAAAAGAAGCAAAGAACCGGUGACGAUCCCCGGGUAAUGAAGACGAGCAAGUCUGCAAACAUAGCAGGGCAAGCCACCAGCUAUGCAAAAGCGGCAAAGCUCAUCAGAAUCGGAGUAUUGCCGGAGGACUACCCUGAGGCAACUCUAACCUCCGAACAACUCACAGAUGUGGAGGAAGCAGUCGUAUCAGAAAUGAUCAACAGCACAACAAAGGGCCUGCAGUUCUCAGGUAUUCAUUUUCGCUCGGGAAUGAUACUUGUGGACUGCGAGUCGGAGCAGACAGCAGAAUGGCUGGCUCAGAUGGCACCUAGGUUGAAGGAAUGGAAAGGGCCAGCGCUGGUAGCGAAAAGAGGAGAGGACAUCCCAAAAGCGCAUACCAUCAGCCUUUUUCUUCCACGGAGCAAAGGGCAAGACACCACAGCUCUCCUGAAACUCAUUGGAGUACAGAAUCCAGAGAUCUCCACCGAGACCUGGAAAGUAAUAAGCGCCAAAGGAAAUGGCCACGGUCAAGUGCUUUCUGUUGGGAUCGACACCAAAUCUGCGGAUAGCAUCCAGGCAAAGGGAUACACUAUCCACUACAGGUUUGGGCAAAUCCCCGUAUCUGGCCUCAGAAAGCAGGAGAAGGCAAAGGACAAAAAGAUGGAGCUUGAUCCAUCCACUUCAGCCUCUACCUCCUCCGAGCCAGUCGCCAAUGAGAACACCUCUACGGCGACUGAAACACAAGAGACCGAGGGCAUGGACCUCGAUCUCAAUGUCAACCCGACCACUUCCGCUGAGGAGAAUGUCAUCAGCAGCGAAGAAGAAGAUAGGCUUCUGGGACCUAAUGUAGACCAUCAGGGGGACGGACCGGAUGGCCCUGACAAAUCAUAA